Messenger RNA from Pyrus x bretschneideri (Chinese white pear), 1604 nucleotides. RefSeq lists its product as uncharacterized. The record is from RefSeq and is a predicted model, not a curated record. The transcript is spliced from 2 exons. The coding region runs from base 634 to 1311 and encodes 225 amino acids. Lineage: Eukaryota; Viridiplantae; Streptophyta; Magnoliopsida; Rosales; Rosaceae.
UAGUUUCCUAUACACCCUUGUUACAUUUUCUUUGUUGUUCCCAUUUAUCUAAUGCGAGGGCCAUAAAUUAAAAUGAAUGGUGCGUAAAAUUCAACUCCCUUUCUACAAUGAAUAAAUAAAACUGAAUAUGUGCAGUUGCUGAGAACUAAUAAUAUUGGUAGAAACAAUAGAUGUAGGCUUUGAACAAAAAAUAAAUAAAAAAAAAUAGAUGCUGGCGUACAUUUAUCAAAUUACAUUUUAAUCGAGGCAUGUGUUGCGCACUUGCAAGGGUAGAUGCUUGUACGGAUAAAACAUAUAUAAAUGGGUACAAGAAAACAGUUCCCUUAAACAAAGCGUAUAUUAAUGACUCGUUUACUAAUCUACAAUUAAAAUGGAAAAAGUAUAAUUGAAGAGAAAUUGAAUUGAUAAGGAGUUGAAUUGAGAAGGAAUCAGAAUCAUAUUCUUAUUAAACUGUUUACCAUUUUAAUCAUGAAUCGGAAUAGAAACCAAUUGAUGGAGCAGCUACCCGGCCUAUAAAUCCUGCGGGAUAGGAAGUGCGUAGAAGCAGCAGUAGCAGCAGCUAGCCGGGCCUAUAAAUCACAGCAAAAACCACCACAUUACACACCGCCAAGCUAGCUAAUAUACUGCACACAGAUGGCGUACUGGAGAACAGUAGCGGUGGAUCAGAGUGAUCAAAACGAGAGUGAUAGUAAAUUGAAAAAAAUUGAAGACUCGGAAGGUGCCUAUAAAUGUGCCAUGCAGGAUGACUGGGAAGGCGUGAAACAAUACUACCAGAACAAACCAGACGAAUUGCUCAUUCCAAUGACGGUGGACAAGGACACUGCAUUUCACCUUGCGGCUUCUUGCUGCAGCAAAUCACAAGUCAGAAGAGUACUCGAAAUGUUGAUCAGUUUACUCAGUUCGACCAGCUAUGGCCCGAGAUGCGCUCUGAGGAAACCUAAUAACACCGGAAACAAUACUCUUCACGACGUGAGUUUGUCCGGAAGUGUGGAUGCGGCAGAGUACUUGGUGAGCAACUUCAACGAGCCUGUUGAACUUGAAGGCGAGGUCAUCAUCAGUUCUAGUGCUAGUGGUAAUGAAGAUAAAGAGAAUGAUGUGCUGCCGCUGCUGGAGACUCGGAACGAUUUAGGAGAAACUCCGCUCUUCAGGGCGGCUGCUCUCGGUCACACUGACUUGGUCAACUUUUAUUCUCGCAAACUGAAGGAGAAUAAUCCGGACAAUCUUUUCAGGCACUUCUACAGAAAUGACAAACUGUCCAUUCUUCAUGUGGCAGUCAUUGAGCAACGUUUCGGUCUCUUUGGCUCUCUCUGAAAAUGCACACAUUGAUUCUCAAUAAUGCAGAUUAAUAACUCUUGCUUAAUCUUUUAUCUUCCAAAAUGCAGAGACUGCUCUUUGGUUACUGGAGAAUUACAAAUACCUAGCUCACCAAAAGGAAGAUAAAGGAUUGACAUGCCUUCAAUUGCUAGCCCAAAUGCCAACUGCCUUCGAGCCACAAUUUCAGCAAAGCAAAUGGAAGAUGCUCAUUUACUAUUGGCUUCCUGAUGGAGGAGAUGUGGUCACACAAAAUCAGAAGGAGAAUGUAGAGAUCAACUUGGGUAGUAACC